Messenger RNA from Mustela lutreola (European mink), 2267 nucleotides. RefSeq names its product immunity-related GTPase family M protein 1-like. Gene Ontology annotation, cellular component: endoplasmic reticulum membrane. NCBI's taxonomy places the organism in Eukaryota, Metazoa, Chordata, Mammalia, Carnivora, Mustelidae. Gene Ontology annotation, molecular function: GTPase activity; GTP binding. Bases 401 to 1813 code for a protein of 470 amino acids. The transcript has 5 exons. Gene Ontology annotation, biological process: cellular response to interferon-beta; defense response. The record is from RefSeq and is a predicted model, not a curated record.
CUUGCUUGGGGAGAGGAAGCAUGCAGUGAGCAGGAGGACCCUAGGCUCCCCUCAUCCCAUGAACCCAAUGAGAUAACUAUCAAGUCAUCCUGAAUAUCCCAGGAAUUGACCUGAAGAUGGUCAACUAAAGGGAGAGAAGAGGCCGCACUGAAGAAGAGAAUCCUGGGCAUUGAACACGUUUUGCAUGGUCUCAGAGGGAAUGGUCUCUUCUUCAGGGCUGGACUCUUCCCCAGGGAGGGGUAACUUCCAGGAAGACCACUGAUACCUUCUUGAUAGUAGUCACACAAUGCUUCCCGGAGCAGGUCAUGAAAUCUAUCUGAUGCAUUAUAACAAGAGUUCAAAAUAAAAUUUACCCAAUGCAAUAGAAUCCAAGCUCAGAGAAGAUUAAUCAAGAAAAGGCAUGCAGAACAUCCUGCCCACACAGACUCACAGAUCAAAAUCUUCAUACACUGCAGUAAGAGGUGGAGGGAAUAAGAAGAACCAGAGAAAAGCCUUCCUCAGAGGUCAUAAGACGAGAGAGAAUCUACCAAGCAGUUGCUGGCAGGCCUCCCCAGGCUUUCACUUGGAUCUUAGCAUGAAGCCCUCCCUGAAGUCCUGUGAGGUCACUCCAUUGCUCAGUGAUGUGAUACAGCCCACCCACUCUCUUCACACCCCAUUACUUGCAUCCUCCACCUCUGAUAAGCCAUACAAUAUGGGCUGGAGUGUCCUACCUAAGGAGGUUGCCAUAAAUGUGGAAAAGGCCUUGGGAGGAGGGAAGUUGCUGGAGGUAGCCUCUGUGGUCAAGGAGACCCUGAAGACAGCAUCCAGUGCCCCAGUGAACAUUGCAGUGACUGGGGACUCUGGCAAUGGCAUGUCCUCCUUCAUUAAUGCACUGCGGGGAAUUGGGCAGGAGGAGGAGGAAUCAGCUCCCACUGGGGUGGUGAGGACCACCCAGACUCCCACUCGUUACUUUUCCUCCCACUUUCCCAAUGUGGUGUUGUGGGACCUACCCGGAAUAGGGGCAGAUACCCAAUGCCUGGGGAACUAUCUGCAGGAGAUACAGUUUAGUCUGUAUGACCUUGUCAUCAUCAUUGCAUCAGAACAGUUCAGCAUGAAUCUCGUGAAGCUUGCAAAAGUCAUCCGGGACCUGGGAAAGAAGUUCUAUAUCGUCUGGACCAAGCUGGACAGGGACGUCAACACAAGUGCCCACUUGAAGGAACGACUCAUGAAGAAUAUUCAGGAGAAUAUCCAGGAAAAUCUCCAAAAAGAGGGAGUGUGUGAACCCAACAUAUUCCUGGUCUCUAGCUUUGACCCCUUAUUGCAUGACUUCCCUAAGCUUAGGAUCACAUUGCAUAGGGACAUUUCUGACACCAGGUACCAUGGUCCUCUAGAAAAUCUCUCCCACACUUAUAAGAAGGCCAUUAAUGACAAAGUGAUCACUUGCAGGAAGAAAAUAGCCUCAAAGUCUUUUGACACCCUUGGUAUCUGGAAUGCAGAUGAUCUGGAGCAAAGUCUGAUGGCCUACCACUUGCUCUUUGGUAUAGAUGAUGAAUCCCUCCAGCAGCUGGCUCAGAGUAUGGGGAAGUCCAUAGAGGAGUACAGGGCCCUUAUGAGGUCUCAAGAUCUAAAUACUGUCCUCAGAGGGGACUGGCUAUUUUCUUGCAUGAAUUGUAAUGUAGUCUCUUGCCUAUGUUUAAUUCUGAGAUGUAUCCCACUGUUAGGUGUCUUUGUUUUCAACUCCCUUAGAGAGUGGAAACACAGAUGCCUCCUUGAAAUAGUUGCCAAUGACACCAAGGACAUCCUGAAGAAAAUCCUGACAGACUCCAUCAUCUGAAGAAGUGAUGUUUCAGCAACCUCCUUCUGAAGGGAAUUCAGGACAUCUGGGGUCCUAUUGUCACACUGUCUCCUUUCUGAAUUCUCAGUCAAGCUCAGUUACUUUCACUUUCAUUGAUUGUAAGUUCCUUGAGGUAUAUGAGAUGACUUGCUCAUUUUGAACUCAUGUCAGGAAAUUCCCAAAUAUGUUGUACUUUUGUCUUUUAUUAAAUGAGAGGUGGAAGAAAAUAUCUGCUCAAUGUGACAUAGAGUCAUUCUGACAUCCAUUUCUCACUUAACCUUAGCAUCAUUUCUCUGAUGUCCAUGUUCUUUCACUUCUCAUCUCACACUCUGUAAACUCAUACAAUCUUGACCUCCCUAUAUGUCAGUGGUAGACACUUUAAAAUGACCUCUAACAUUUCCUCCUAUUUUCAUGUCUGUGUUUAAGCCCUUUCCCUGGAGUGACUAAUAGAAUA